Molecule: messenger RNA, 1413 nt
Organism: Drosophila arizonae
Lineage: Eukaryota; Metazoa; Arthropoda; Insecta; Diptera; Drosophilidae
Gene: eIF4A
Product: eukaryotic translation initiation factor 4A
Molecular function (GO): RNA helicase activity; nucleic acid binding; ATP binding
Source: RefSeq, a predicted model, not a curated record
AGCAGCACGCACAACAAAACACGUUUGUGUGCACUCUGUAGAAAAAAAAUUUUCGUUACAAAUUUUUUGACACAACUAAUACAGAAAUUGUUUAACUGAACGGUGCUAAAGCCGUCGAAAUUCAGUAUACAAAUUUAACUAGUCAAUUUUUUAUUGUUGAUAAUGGAUGAUCGAAGUGAAAUACCUCAAGAUGGUCCCGCUGGUAUGGACCCUGAGGGCGUCAUCGAGUCGACCUGGCAUGAAGUCUACGAUAAUUUCGAUGACAUGAACUUGCGCGAGGAGCUGCUGCGCGGCAUCUAUGGCUAUGGUUUCGAGAAGCCAUCGGCCAUUCAACAGCGCGCUAUCAUUCCUUGCGUGAAGGGUCGCGAUGUCAUUGCCCAGGCCCAAUCGGGUACUGGCAAGACUGCCACCUUCUCGAUUGCCAUUCUUCAGCAAAUCGACACGUCCAUUCGCGAAUGCCAAGCUUUGAUCUUGGCACCCACUCGCGAGUUGGCCACCCAAAUUCAGCGUGUGGUUAUGGCACUUGGAGAGUACAUGAAGGUGCAUUCGCAUGCCUGCAUUGGCGGCACCAAUGUGCGCGAGGAUGCUCGCAUUUUGGAAUCCGGCUGCCAUGUGGUGGUUGGCACACCUGGUCGUGUGUAUGACAUGAUCAACCGCAAGGUGUUGCGCACGCAGUACAUCAAGUUGUUCGUGCUGGAUGAGGCCGAUGAGAUGUUGUCGCGCGGCUUCAAGGAUCAAAUCCAGGAUGUGUUCAAGAUGCUGCCACCAGAUGUGCAAGUGAUCUUGCUCUCAGCCACCAUGCCACCCGAUGUGCUCGAAGUGAGCCGUUGCUUUAUGCGUGAGCCAGUUAGCAUUCUUGUGAAGAAGGAGGAGUUGACCCUUGAGGGUAUCAAGCAGUUCUACGUGAACGUUAAGCAGGAGAACUGGAAGUUGGGCACAUUGUGCGAUCUGUACGAUACGCUGUCCAUUACCCAGUCGGUUAUCUUCUGUAAUACCCGUCGCAAGGUCGAUCAACUCACCCAGGAAAUGACUAGCCACAACUUUACGGUGUCGGCCAUGCAUGGUGACAUGGAGCAACGCGAUCGUGAGAUCAUCAUGAAACAAUUCCGUUCGGGCUCUUCCCGUGUUCUGAUUACCACUGAUUUAUUGGCGCGUGGUAUUGAUGUGCAGCAGGUAUCGUUGGUCAUCAACUACGAUCUGCCCUCGAAUCGCGAGAACUAUAUUCAUAGAAUCGGUCGCGGUGGUCGUUUCGGUCGUAAGGGUGUUGCGAUCAACUUCAUUACUGAUGAUGAUCGACGAAUCCUGAAGGAUAUUGAACAAUUCUAUCACACUACUAUUGAGGAAAUGCCUGCUAAUAUUGCCGAUUUGAUUUAAAUAUUUUGUUGAGCAAAAAAAAAAAAAAAUUAAGAAAAU